Fundulus heteroclitus (mummichog) is the source of this 1168-nucleotide messenger RNA. RefSeq lists its product as uncharacterized. Lineage: Eukaryota; Metazoa; Chordata; Actinopteri; Cyprinodontiformes; Fundulidae. Bases 164 to 949 code for a protein of 261 amino acids. Gene Ontology annotation, cellular component: cytosol. The record is from RefSeq and is a predicted model, not a curated record. The transcript is spliced from 5 exons.
CAGCCUCCCUGUUACGCAAUCCCUGCAGAAGCCCUGCAGCGGUCCGACAGGAAGGAAAAGCUUCUGGCUCAGAACCAAAAGUGAUUCUGCUGCUUUUCUCUGGAAAGCCACGUGAUUUAGAGGAACUCCUCCUGAUCUCACCCUCAGCUCUGCAGACGGGAACAUGGAGACAGGAAAACGCUGCUGGGUUCAGACCUGCUGGCUGGUUCUGUGUCUCCUCUCCACGUUCUGCGGAACUUCUGCUCAUUCUGAAGACAUCCGCGAUGUGUGCAACAUCCAAGGAAGCAGCAGCAGAGACUCAAAGUGGUGCUCAUCUUCAGCCAGACAAGGGACCGAUGUGGACAUCUAUGAAGCCCUCUGGGUGGAGAACCUGGAUCUGGUGGAGCAGAUCCUGCAGCUUCCCUUCCUGCAGCACAUGCAGCGCGGCGACCUGCCGGCUGACAGCUACAUCAACUUCAUGAUGCAGGACAUCUACUACCUGGUGACCGUCACAGACAUGUUGGAGGAGAUGAGCAGGAGGGUGGAGGAACCUCCCGACCUGAAGGAGUUCCUGGUGGAACGACACCAGAGCUACAAACGUUCCAGCACUCGGAUGCUGCAGAAGUUCAACCUGAAAGGUGUGUCUGACAUCAAAGUGAUCCCUGCCAUGAAAAGCUACCUGGAUGAAUACCAGAGGGUGAUGGAGGAGGAGGAGGCCAUCAUGAUGGCUGCCAGCCUGAUGCCCUGCUCCACGCUCUGGGUUUGGCUCGCAAACCAACUCCACAUCGACUACGACAACGCCUACUGGAUCUGGAAGAAGAACAACAUGUACAGGAACCCUGAAAAACAUUACAAAGAUCUGCUGAACAAACACCUGAAGGACGACAAGAAAAUCAAACGCGCCAAAGAAAUGUUCCGUAAACAAAUGCAGAGCGAGCACGACUUCUUCAAAGCUUUGGUGCCAAACUGAACAUCAGAGCUCCGUCUGGGUAAAAACGCAGAUUUCUGCUAAAGUCUCAUGACAGUGUGAACUUUGAUGUGUUGAUCUUUUGGUUUUAUGAUUAUAGACUUUGUGGGUAAUCUGUCCCGUUAAUAUUUAGCUUUGGCUGUGAAGGCAUAGCCGAUGCUGGAAGUCAGAGCAACACUGACGGAUACUUUGCUCUCAUAUUGAGAAUAUUUUAAUAAAAGA